AUGUGGCCCCAAAUACUGGGUGGGGGCCAGAUGGCAGCAGGCUGGUGCCCCACGCUGGGGCCUCGCCUCGCGGCCAGAUUUCCCCAGCAGCGGACGUGGGACAACCGCCUGGCCCUGCAGUAGAGCCUGCACGUGACAAUGGCCUGGGCUCUCGGGCUCAUUCCUAUGGCAGUAGAGCAGACGGGUAACUCCCACAUCAUGAACCACCAGCCCUGCGGGGGCACCCGGGGCCAAGUCACAGACAUCACCAUCCUGGCGGAGGAGAUCAUGAAACUCAAGAAGCAGCUGUACAGCAUCCACGCCAAGCACACCAAACAGAGCCUGCAGGUGAUCGAGUCUGCCAUGGAGAGGGACCAUUACAUGAGCCCCAUGGAGACUCAGGAGUUUGGCAUCUUAGACAAGGUUCUGGUCUACCCUCCCCAGGACGAGGAGGACGAGCUGGAGCUGGCACAGAAGGAGCCGGCAGUGGCGGUAGCAGCAGAGCCUGCCCCAGUGAACACAUGA
Camelus dromedarius (Arabian camel) is the source of this 504-nucleotide messenger RNA. RefSeq names its product caseinolytic mitochondrial matrix peptidase proteolytic subunit (gene CLPP). Gene Ontology annotation, molecular function: ATP-dependent peptidase activity; ATPase binding; serine-type endopeptidase activity. Lineage: Eukaryota; Metazoa; Chordata; Mammalia; Artiodactyla; Camelidae. Gene Ontology annotation, cellular component: endopeptidase Clp complex. The record is from RefSeq and is a predicted model, not a curated record. Gene Ontology annotation, biological process: protein quality control for misfolded or incompletely synthesized proteins.